This is a messenger RNA of Diachasmimorpha longicaudata, 4572 nucleotides long. Its product is annotated as RNA exonuclease 1 homolog. Gene Ontology annotation, molecular function: metal ion binding; exonuclease activity; nucleic acid binding. Gene Ontology annotation, cellular component: nucleus. Lineage: Eukaryota; Metazoa; Arthropoda; Insecta; Hymenoptera; Braconidae. The transcript has 6 exons. Bases 241 to 3747 code for a protein of 1168 amino acids. The record is from RefSeq and is a predicted model, not a curated record.
UCCAGUAAUUCCUGCAGCUAUCAGUCGCCUCGAUUGUUUUUCUAACGCCAAUGUCUCUUAAUUAUCUUUGAUAAUUUACAAAAACGCGAGACCUUCAAUUAAAUAUUUCCCCGAGACUGUUUCAACUGUCCCACAGUGUUCUCUUGCAAAUUUCGAAUCACUGGAGACUCGAAUGAUGACCCUGUGACGCUCUGAAAUUAUGAAAUUGACGAAGGGAGGAAUUUACGCAAUGAAACAGUGAUGCUUCCUUCAACAGGCUACUUCAAAUCAAUAAACUGUCCAUUUUAUGACAGUGGCUCUUGUGACAGGCCCUACUGCCACUUCAAGCACGUGCGAAAAGAUGAUAUCUCCAAUCCAGCCCCCUCAAUCCUUGGAUACCACACAAAUCAUGAAUCCCAGAAGGCCGUUGAAUCAAUGGAGAGGGGUGAAAGGAACAAAGCCACCUCCCUACAAAAAGCUACAAAUCCUGAGAUGAUACAGCUAUUAGUUUCUGGUGCAAUCAACAAAGCUCUCGCUGAUCAGGGGGGCACUGAUUCAGAAACAGCCUCCAAAGGCAUGGUUCCCACAGUAGUUGAAGGUCUAACGCCAGCAUUGACACCAACUAUUGGUAAACACAGUGGUGUUCCCCAGUCAAUAACCAAACCUCCUUGUGUAUAUAAUCCAACACCUAUAUCAGAGCUGAGAAAACGACACAUCGCGGUGCCUGUUUACAAUCCGAUGAGAGAGAGCAAAGUUUCAGUGAAGAGAAAAUCCACAGAUGAUUCGACAAAACCAUGGUUCAGUGCUUUACCUGAAUCCAUUAAAAAUGAUCAAAAGAGAAUUAAUGAAAUAACUUAUAAGCCCACUGCAAUAGUUCACGAGGAUCGUGGCGAAGGACUGAAUUAUAUUCCCACAUCCAAGUCAGAUGAGGGUAAUUCGAGUGAUCACUCAAAGAGGAAGGAGGUCUACUACCCGAAGUGUAAGAAACGUCGAGAGGAGUAUGUUCCCAAGAAAGUUAAAGCUCCUCUUCAAUCUGUACAUGACGAAAUGGCCCUCGACUCUUUUGAUCCUGAGUUCAAUCUGUUGGAUGAUAUUUUCAUUGGUAACCAGAAAAGUGAAAAGAGUUACGAGAGCAGUUCACAGGAUAUAUACAGUAUUGACGGAAAAUUUUCGGACGAAGAGGGUCGCGAUGCCACUGAAAUAACUGAGACGAUGGAAGUACCAAAAACUGAAAUAACUAACACUGAAGGGACGAUUGUUACCGAUGAUCUGGGACAAGAGACAAAUAAUAAAUGCGAUCAGAAAGCAGAGCACAAUAACAUUGCUUUCACCAACAAAGCUGACGAUAUUUCUGAAGAAACAAGUCUUGCAAAUGAGCAGCGCAUGAAAUUCAAUCAUAAGGACGAGUCCAGAAGAUGUUCGAUUAGUUCGGAAUCGUCGAGACACAGUGAGACACGAAAAUCGAGGGAGCACUCAAACAAGGAAAAUUCAACGGAGAAAAAGUCCACAAGCAGUCACAAGAGCAAGAGCUCCAGUAGCGAUAAAGAUAAAAAGAGCUCACACAGUAGGAGAGACUCCAAGGAACACGAAAGAUCUCAUUCACACAGAUCAUCAUCAAGUAGGCGUACAGAUAGCAAGAGUCGUAGUAAAAGUACUUCCCACAGUUCCCGAGAUAAAUCAAAUGAAUCUAGAUCUCGUGAGGACAAAUCAUCGAUUUCCAAAGAAAAUAAUCACCACAAAUCGAGUAGACACGAUAAGAAAAAAUCUUCGAGUUCGUCACGUUCUAAAUCCAAUGAGAAAUCAUCCUCAAAGUCAUCGGGGCGACGAAGCUCGAGCUCGAGUGGCAAGUCCAAAGAAUCGAAAGGAAUUUGUAAAUCAGCGUCAAAUAACGAGAUAGAUCACUCAGAUCAUGACUCAACCACCGAAGUCUUCGAUAAUUACAUCGGUGAGGAGCUUUUGCAGUCAUCGGAUUCUGAGCACGAUGUUGAGAAGGAGUGCCUCAAGAUCUUCCAGGAGUACCAGGUCGCCGAUACACCAAAAAUUAUGACUACGAAGCAGACGAUAAAAGCUGAUGAAGUGUUUGAGGAAGUAGGUAAAAAAAGAGUCGCUCAUCCAUCAGCAGAACACUCUGUGGUUCGUAGUGCCGGACCCACUCAACCCCUGAAGAAGGCGUCCAAUCCACAGCAGACAAUGUACGAACGUUGGCGAAUGAUGAGGGAAGCUGUUGCUGAGAAAGCCUCCAAGCAGAUGAACCCUGUGAGAGAAAUAAAUGAUGAAAAAAUUGAGGUGAAGAGUACCACUUUUUGUGCUACGAAACCAACACCUUGUGAUCCUCAGGUCAAUGGUAACGGCCGUGUGAGGAUAGCACAUGUACCUUACGCAAUGUCCCUGGCACUGUCGAAAAAGAAAGUAGUUGAUGCCACAUCGAAACCAGUAGAAUCAAAGACCGUUGCGCAGACGACAAAAGGCACUCCACGUAUCGCCCACAUCCCACAAACUGUACCAACGCUGGUUCGGCCAGAGCCUUUGCAAGUGUCAACCCAGAAGUUCGCUAUAAAUGUUCGUCAGUAUUACGUUAACCUGAUGCACGAUAUCUGUGUGCAAAUAUACACCAAUGGUGAUGACGCUGCACAGCGUGCACUGCGUGAGGAGCUUGCCUGUCACGAGCGUUGUAAAGCCCUGACAGUUUACAAAAAUUCGUGUAUGCUGGCAGCUCACAGACUUAGAAAGGAAGUUGAUCAGAAUGUGCCAGAUGGAUCAGCGCCUUCUGCAAGUGGAAUGCUAUCGCACGAUGCUGUACUUGCCGGAAAAACCAAGGGUUCUUGGAGUGUUGUCAAAGUGAAGAAGGCAGUAACAGAUUUCAAAGGUUCAGCUCUGUACUGCAUGCUCAAAAAAUGGAUCAUGACUGAGAUACAGCUGCGAGAUAAUGGCUUUCCCCGGGUCCAUCCUGAGGGCCCCAAGGGCCGAGCCAAGUAUUAUUCAACAAGAACUCAGCCGUUGAUUUCGAAAGUGCCUAAUGAGAGGAUCUGCAUUCGGUGCGGGCAGACGUACAUGGUCGAUAGACGGGGCAUUUCAGUUACGGAGCAGAACUGUAUUUAUCACUGGGGUCGCAAGUUCACGGUCAGGGGGGAGGGAAGAUACAGCUGUUGCCAGCAAUAUGGCUCGGCUGGGGGCUGUGCUGAUGCUAAGAAUCAUGUCUGGGAUUAUGUUGAUUAUGAGAAUCAACGGGGAUAUGUUUCGACGUUACCUAAGGACUGUUCUGGCGAGCCAGAGGAACAAGGAGUCUAUGCUCUCGACUGCGAAAUGACCUACACUACCCAGGGGUUAGAAUUAACGAGGGUUACUGUUAUUAAUGAGGACUGUCAGGUCGUUUAUGAAACACUUGUGAAACCGGAUAAUCCAAUUAUCGAUUAUAAUACGAGAUUUUCAGGUAUAACCGAAGACAACAUGACUGGAGUCACAACAAGUUUGUUGGACGUUCAGGCUACUUUAUUGACAAUGUUUUCGGAUCACACGAUAUUAGUCGGUCACAGUCUGGAGAGCGAUUUCAAAGCGCUUAAACUUAUUCAUAACACAGUUGUCGACACAAGUACGAUGUUCCCCCAUAAAAAUGGACCACCCCAUAAGCGUGCCCUGAGAAAUUUGUGUUCCGAGUAUCUACGUAAAAUCAUUCAGAAUGAUGUCGGAGGUCAUGACAGUAACGAGGAUGCUGUCGCUUGUAUGGAACUGAUACACUGGAAAGUCAAAGAGGAAGCCAAACUUCAGUGAGUGAAGGAUUAUCCUCGAUAAAUGCUGCAAAGUCAUUCAUCAGUUCCCUUCACUAUCGAUUUAUAUUGAAAUCUUUACUAUUGUACUGUCCAUGACAUUGCCGAGUACUUCAGCAUCGACUUUUUCUCGAUAUAAUGACCCAUGGUACUCAAUAAAGUCUUCAUUUGUCAAUAUUUUCGGCGUUUUAGAUUAACUUUGUCUGCGGAAGACACAACCCUCGCAUUCUAAUUACUUCUGAUUGCUACUUAAUCGAACAGUAUCAAUCCAAUUGCACAUUAUUCAAUUCAAAAUGGAAAUGUCAGCAGUAGCUAUUAACCACGAAUAAUCGGCAAAUCAAUAGGAAUUAGAAGAACAGUUCGGAGAAUUUUGUCAAAGUUAGGUGUUCUGUUUAGUGGUUUUACAACUGGCAAUAUAAUGUAAUUAGUGUCAUCUGUUCAUUUUAAUUGCAACGUAUUUAUAUUCAAUUUGUAGUUCCGGUAAUUAGAAUGUGAGAAAGAAAAUUUCUCUAUACGAGAUCUUGCAAAUCAUUGUAUGUUAUAAGUCAUUUUGUCGAGGAUAAGCUGAGUACGGAAGUAUGCUGACAUCACUAACUCACUGUAUAAAUGUGUAAUAUACGUAAUAUAAUAAGGGAGCGGCUGAUGCGAAUACAAAAAUGCAGGAUUACUCUUGUUUAUACUUGAAUACACGAACAUUAUCAGUUUAUUUCGAAGAAUAUUGUCCACGAACUUCAGUAUACCUACAUGAUUAUCAUUCACUCGACUACUAUUUUUGUACUUCGUUGGCUAUUUAUAUUCACACUGAUUAAAUGUUAUUAGAACAAUGAAA